AUGGAAAAUAAUGAUUCUAUGAAUAUGGAUAUAGAUGAAGAAUUAACAACAUCUAUGAAUAAUAAUAAUAAUACUCAACAACAAGUGGAUUCAGUUGAAGAAGUUGAUCUGUUUAGUACAAAACAUCAUUUAGAACAAUUAACACCUUAUGAUUGGCAUUUGUUGGCAAAUUCAAAUAAAAUAGUUGAAAUUAGUAAAUUAGGAGAAGGUAAUGGAGGUUCAGUUUCGAAAUGUUAUUUACCUGAUUUAUUACCAAAUAAACAAAUUUUUGCAUUAAAAUUAAUUAUAACUGAUUCAAAUCCAGAUAUUCAAAAACAAAUAUUUCGAGAAUUGGAAGUUUCUAGAAAAUGUCAACAUCCAAAUAUAGUUAAAUAUUAUGGAACAUUUUUAUUAGAAAAACAAUCAAUGAUUGGAAUUUCAAUGGAAUAUAUGGAUGGAAAAUCAUUAGAUAGUAUUUAUAAAGAAGUUUUAAAAAGGGAUAAAACUAAUAGAAUAAAUGAAAAGGUUUUAGGUAAAAUUGCUAAUUCAAUUUUAAAUGGUUUAGAUUAUUUGCAUCUGAAAAAUAUCAUUCAUAGAGAUAUUAAACCUUCAAAUAUUUUAUUAGAUACUAAAGGUAAUGUUAAAUUGUGUGAUUUUGGAGUUAGUGGAGAAGCUGUGAAUUCAUUUGCUUCAACAUUUGUGGGAACUCAAUAUUAUAUGGCACCUGAAAGAAUAACAGGUGGUAAUUAUUCAAUAAGUAGUGAUAUUUGGUCAUUAGGUAUGUCAUUAUUAGAAGUUGCUAAUGGAGAUUUCCCAAUUGUUUCAUCAUUGGGUCCUAUUGAAGUAGUUGAAAUGAUUCUGAGAAGUCAUUUAGAAUUAAAAGAUUUUGAAGAAGAUAAUAUUUAUUGGUCAAAUGAAUUUAAAGCAUUUAUUUCAAAAUGUUUAAUUAAAGAUUAUAGAAGACGUCCGAAACCAGGUGAUUUAUUAGCAUCUGAUGAAUGGUGUUUGAUUCAACUGAAGGAAAAAGUAAGAAUGGAUAAAUUUGUUAAAGUUGUUUGGGAAUUAAAUGAAUAA
This is a messenger RNA of Candida tropicalis MYA-3404, 1053 nucleotides long. RefSeq names its product mitogen-activated protein kinase kinase (gene MKK2). NCBI's taxonomy places the organism in Eukaryota, Fungi, Ascomycota, Pichiomycetes, Serinales, Debaryomycetaceae. Bases 1 to 1053 code for a protein of 350 amino acids. Gene Ontology annotation, biological process: regulation of fungal-type cell wall organization; protein phosphorylation; cell integrity MAPK cascade. The record is from RefSeq and is a predicted model, not a curated record. Gene Ontology annotation, molecular function: MAP kinase kinase activity; ATP binding. The transcript has a single exon.